AUGCCUACUCCGUUUCAAUUUCGUGGCAAUGCUCUUCAAAAUGACAGGAAUACUCGUGGUAGACCUAGAGACUAUCAUCGAGGCUCACGGGGCAGGCACGAGUUCACAUUUCGUGCACCGCGCCCUACUGCGGAACGCCCGUUAUUGAGUACCAAACGGGAGACAACGCCAGAACAAUUACAGGCCGAAGAUGGCAGCGGGAAGCCUGCACUUAAGUUUGCGUCUUUAAAUUCUCUGAGCGAUAGUGAAGAGGCCGAGAUGGAUUUUUCUGAGGACUCUGAUGAAGAACACCGACCCCGCAAAAAACGCGCCGUAGGAAUUGAUGGUCAUGAGUCCCCAGUCUCACUUCCUCUUCCUCCUCCCAUCCCCACCCCCAAGUGGUCCAACCCCGAUCCCUACACUGCGCUCCCCCCACCGGAUGAAAGUCAACACAAACGAGUGGAUUUUGUCAAAUUGAUCCGCAAGGCAAGAUUGGCCAGCUCUGGCGAGGCUAAGCAGAACACCGCGGUAGUGGACAAUGAGGACUUCAUAUCUCUAGGCACCAUGAAUCAAUCUGCGGGAUCGGAAGAAACGGAGAACAAGGCUCCAGAAAACGCACCCAGGGGCCCCAGAGGCAUGGAGAUCAAAGGAGCUGCGACGAAACGCGGACGUGAUGAACAGUCUACAAACUUUCCAACAAGAUUUCAAGUUGGCAAGCCCAAGGCGAAAUUCAACUCAAAUGGUUCCAUUCUUAGAGACUGGCUGCCAUCGGAUGGCCAAAACCCCACGCCUUGGUUAUCAAAAACCGAGCAGAGCAAGAACCCAUCUACAAGAUUGCAUCUCGAGAUUGUUGCGUUCUACAACUUUGUCAAACCACAUGACUACGAGCAAAUCGUCCGAGCCGACCUGGUAGAUCGUCUACGACUUGCAUUUCAGAGACGCUAUGGCAGAGUUCAAAUACUUGCAUUUGGUUCAUUUGCGUCGGGACUAUAUCUUCCUGUUGCUGAUAUUGAUCUUGUUCUUCUGUCGGCGGGCUUCCAAGACAUGGGCAGAAAAUACUAUGGCGAAAAGAAGGGACAAAUCUAUUCAUUCGCGGCUUUCAUCAGGGAUCAGAACCUUGCGAUCCCUGGAACUGUUGAAACCAUUGCUCAUGCCCGCGUCCCAAUUCUCAAGUAUGUUGAUCGGUUGACUGGACUCAAGGUGGAUUUGUCUUUCGACAACGAUAGCGGUCUUGUCGCCAACAACACCUUCCAGGCCUGGAAGAGCGAGUUCCCGAUAAUUCCGAUAAUCGUAUCCAUCAUCAAACAAUUUUUACUCCUCCGAGGAUUACAUGAGGUACCGACUGGUGGUCUUGGUGGGUUCUCAAUCACUUGCCUGGUAACCAGUCUCCUUCAACACAUGCCAAAGAGUGACCAACAAAAUGCCGGAACUAUUCUGGUGAACUUCUUCAACUUCUACGGCAACGAGUUUGACUACCAGACCACUGGAAUUCGACUGAACCCGCCGGCAUACUAUACCAAGUACUUCGGCAACCCAGAUCGGUUAAUGAUUGAGGAUCCCAACAACCCUUCCAAUGACAUUUCCGGUGGCACCAAGGAGAUACCACUCAUCUUCCGUGCGUUUAAAGAUGCCCACCGCAGCUUGAAAAGGGCACUGGAAACCUACAAACCAUACAACAGCAUGCUGAAAGAUAUCAUUGGGGCCAACUUUGACGAAUAUGACGAGCAGCGAUACCAGUUGCGCGAAUUCUUUGAGCAAGCGCCCCAAUUUGCUCGACACCGAAAGGGCUCUUCACCACCACCUCCUCCGCCACCGCCCCCGCCGUAUUCACGAGCUCCUGCCCCUCCCCUGCCACCGGGACCACCUCCCCCAACUCACCCUAGGCGAGAGCGCAAGAGGAAGUCCGACAGACAGUCAUCCGUUGACUUUUCGGUAGACCAUGACUUUGAUGAAGAGUGCCUAUGA
Molecule: messenger RNA, 1944 nt
Organism: Penicillium verhagenii
Lineage: Eukaryota; Fungi; Ascomycota; Eurotiomycetes; Eurotiales; Aspergillaceae
Product: putative topoisomerase family protein TRF4
Exons: 3
Coding region: 1-1944 (647 amino acids)
Biological process (GO): RNA 3'-end processing
Cellular component (GO): TRAMP complex; nucleolus
Molecular function (GO): mRNA binding; poly(A) RNA polymerase activity
Source: RefSeq, a predicted model, not a curated record